AUGGUCCGCAAAACGUCCUCUGGCUUCUUCUCGUCCAUUCACGAAGACAUGCCACUUCAUGUAUCAAGGGGCUAUGAUCGAAUAGUCCAGCAUACGGCCUACCCGCCCUCCUCGAUACCUACCAGUCCCCAAAAAGAGAAAUUCUCUCCUGAAAGAUAUACCCAGCCGUACAUGGACUUCAUGACUCAGAACCCGACCAUAUUUCAUGCCGUCGACUAUUUCACAACCAAGCUAGACAAGGCUGGCUAUGUCUAUCUAUCAGAACGUGAACAGUGGAAGAUGAAGCCAGGUGGAAAAUACUACACCAAGCGAAAUGGCAGUGCAUUCAUUGCCUUUGCCGUUGGGAAAGACUACAAGCCUGGAAAUGGUGUUGGAAUAGUCGCCGGUCAUAUCGAUGCUCUCACCGCAAAGGUCAAGCCGGUUCCAAAACUGCAGACGAAAGCUGGGUAUGUUCAGCUCGGGGUCGCACCUUACGCCGGUGGGAUGAACAUGACCUGGUGGGAUAGAGAUUUGGGCAUCGGCGGCAAGGUUCUUGUAAAGAAGGACGAUGGAACUAUAGAAGAAAAGCUUGUCAAGCUGGACUGGCCCAUUGCAAGAAUACCAACGUUGGCUCCCCAUUUUGGGGCAGCGGCUCAGGGCCCGUUCAACCCAGAAACCAACAUGGUUCCAAUCAUCGGGCUUGACAAUUCAGACAUUUCGGGAAAGGAGCUACCUUCGCUGAAGCUGCCUGCCGGAACGUUUGUCGCAAAACAACCAGAGCGCCUGGUGCGAGCGAUUGCAGGGCAACUGGGUGUCAAGGAGUACACUUCCAUCGUCAACUGGGAACUAGAGCUUUUCGACAUCCAGCCCGCCCAGCUUGGAGGCUUGGACAAAGAGUUCAUUUUUGCAGGGAGAAUCGACGACAAGCUUUGCUGCUUUGCUGCUAUUGAAGGACUUCUGGCCUCCCCGGACGACGCUUCCCCUGGUAUCAUCAAAAUGGUUGGUUGCUUCGACGAUGAAGAAGUAGGAAGCUUUCUAAGACAAGGCGCACGAUCGAACUUUAUGCCCAGCGUCAUCUCGAGGAUUUGUGAGGCCCUAAGCGACUACUGUGGACCCAACCUUAUCAAUCAGACGCUGGCAAACUCGUUCCUUGUCUCUUCCGAUGUGAUCCACGCAGUCAACCCCAACUUCCUCUACGCAUAUCUGGAGAAUCACGCGCCGCGCUUGAAUGUUGGAGUGGCCGUCUCUGCGGAUCCCAAUGGGCACAUGACAACCGACAGCGUCUCAAGUGCCCUGUUGUCCCGAAUUGCUGAGAAAUGUGGGAGCACAUUGCAAGUGUUCCAAAUUCGCAAUGACAGUCGAAGCGGUGGCACCAUUGGACCCAUGACCAGCUCAAGAUUAGGCUGUCGCGCAAUCGACUGCGGCAUCCCGCAGUUAUCAAUGCAUUCGAUCCGAGCAACCACAGGAUCGCUCGACCCUGGCCUCGGAGUGCAGCUGUACAAGGGUUUCUUCGAUUAUUAUGAAGAGGUCGAUGCUGAGUUUGCCAACUAG
Messenger RNA from Fonsecaea multimorphosa CBS 102226, 1530 nucleotides. RefSeq lists its product as uncharacterized. Gene Ontology annotation, cellular component: fungal-type vacuole. Gene Ontology annotation, biological process: proteolysis. The coding region runs from base 1 to 1530 and encodes 509 amino acids. The transcript has 2 exons. Lineage: Eukaryota; Fungi; Ascomycota; Eurotiomycetes; Chaetothyriales; Herpotrichiellaceae. Gene Ontology annotation, molecular function: zinc ion binding; metalloaminopeptidase activity. The record is from RefSeq and is a predicted model, not a curated record.